Messenger RNA from Artibeus jamaicensis (Jamaican fruit-eating bat), 2066 nucleotides. RefSeq names its product transmembrane serine protease 4 (gene TMPRSS4). The transcript is spliced from 13 exons. The record is from RefSeq and is a predicted model, not a curated record. Gene Ontology annotation, molecular function: serine-type endopeptidase activity; protein binding. NCBI's taxonomy places the organism in Eukaryota, Metazoa, Chordata, Mammalia, Chiroptera, Phyllostomidae. Bases 224 to 1537 code for a protein of 437 amino acids. Gene Ontology annotation, biological process: proteolysis. Gene Ontology annotation, cellular component: membrane.
UCCUAUAAUACUGCAGAGGGAGCUGGACAGAUCAUUAAGGGGAAAAGGAUGCUUGACACAAGGGACUAAGGCCUGCUCUGCAUUUAGGCCUCCUCCAGCCAAUGCUGCUGAAGGAUCUCUGACCUGUUGACCAGCCAGAGCCCCACCAGGGGAGGACCUCCUCCUGAUUUGAGUUGCUGAUCUCAGCUCUAGGCCAUUGAGAAAUCAAGAUCUCACAGCCAACAUGGAUCCUGACAGUGAUCAGCCCCUGAACAGCCUUGAUGUCACCCCUCUACGCAAACCUCGCCCUUCUUUGGAGACCUUCAAAAAAGUGGGGAUCCCCAUCAUCGCAUCACUGCUGAGCCUGGCAAUCAUUGUCAUCGUGGCUGUCCUCAUCAAGGUGAUCCUGGAUAAGUACUACUUCCUCUGUGGGCAGCCCCCACACUUCAUCCCCAAGAGACAGGUGUGUGAUGGCCAGCAGGACUGUGCCUCAGGAGAAGAUGAGCAGUACUGCGUCAAGAACUUUCCUGACAACGGGCCUCCAGUGGCAGUCCGACUCUCCAGAGACCGAUCCACCCUUCAGGUGCUGGACCCAGCCACAAGGAACUGGGCCUCUGUCUGUUUCAACAACUUCACAGAAGCUCUGGCCCAGACAGCCUGUGGGCAGAUGGGCUUUGACAGUGGCAAACCCACCUUCAGAGCUGUAAAGAUUGGCCCAGUCCAAGAUCUACAUGUUGUUGAAAUCACAGCAAACAACCAGGACCUUCAGGUGCAAAAUUCAAGUGGAUCCUGUAUCUCAGGCUCCCUGGUUUCCCUGCAGUGCCUUGACUGUGGGAAGAGCCUGAAGGCCCCUCGGGUGGUGGGCGGGGAGAAGGCCUCUGUGGAUUCGUGGCCUUGGCAGGUCAGUAUCCAGUACAACAAACAACACAUCUGUGGAGGGAGCAUCCUGGACCGACAAUGGAUCCUCACAGCAGCCCACUGCUUCAGGAAGCAUCUUGUUGUGUCCAACUGGAAGGUGAGGCCUGGCUCAGACAAAAUGGGAAACUUCCCAUCCCUGCCUGUGGCCAAGAUCUUUGUCACUGAGCUCAAUACCACAUACCCCAGAGAGAAAGACAUUGCACUUGUGAAGCUGCAGUACCCACUCACAUUCUCAGACACAGUCAGACCCAUCUGCCUGCCCUUCUCUGAUGAGGAGCUCACUCCAGCCACCCCACUUUGGGUCAUCGGAUGGGGCUUUACAGAGCCAGGUGGAGGGAAGAUAUCUGACAUACUGCUGCAGGCGUCAGUCCAGGUCAUUGACAGGACACGAUGCAAUGCAGAAGAUGCAUACCAGGGGGAAGUUACCAAGGAGAUGCUGUGUGCUGGCAUCCUGGAGGGUGGCGUGGACACCUGCCAGGGUGACAGCGGUGGGCCCCUGAUGUAUUACUCUGACCUGUGGCAAGUUGUGGGCAUUGUGAGCUGGGGCCAUGGCUGUGGGGGCCCAAGCACCCCGGGAGUAUACACCAAAGUCACAGCCUAUCUCAACUGGGUCUACAGUGUCCGGAAGUCUGAAUCAUGAUGCUGCUGCACCUCUGCAGUGCUGGAAACUGCUUCCUCCCUGUCGUGCCCGCCUGGGGAUCGCCCAGAAGCCAAACACAGAGCAAGAGUCCCCUUGGGCACAUCUCUCCACCCACAGCCUCAGCAUUUCUAGGUGCAACGAAAGGCCUCCAUCCCUGUAAGAGACCCCAUUGCCCACACACACUCAAGAUGAAGUUAGGAGCUGCAGUACUGCCAACCUCCAGUGCUCCCAAUAUCCCAAGGAGAGAGACACAGCCCACUGAACAGGCCAGCCUCUGAGCCAGUCUCAGAAGGCAUUGCUGAGCUCAGAAGGAACAUCCCCACUCCACUAAAUAGAAGUAGACUCCCUGGUGAGAGCCCAGAUCACCAAAAGCUGGAAUGGAGGAAGGAAAGGGCCUGAGUCAGCUUUCUCUGGGCAAGAAACCAGUUGUAAUGUAAAAUGCACUGUCCUACUGUUGGCACAGCUACCCAUAUUUACUGUUGUUAUUGUUACUUAUAUGGCCACUUUUAUUAAACAGGUGUAUCAAGUC